Molecule: messenger RNA, 684 nt
Organism: Chrysemys picta bellii (western painted turtle)
Lineage: Eukaryota; Metazoa; Chordata; Testudines; Emydidae
Source: RefSeq, a predicted model, not a curated record
AUGUGGGCGCGGUGGUUGCUGCUCGGCGCCCUGGGCGCGCUGCUGGCCGGGGUCGAGGGCUCCCUCCUGCCGCUCGUCGCCCGUCGCCUGCUGGGCCGCUUCCAGCACCUGCUGGGGGGCAGCCGGGCGGUGUUGGGGAAGGAGGAGAGGCGCUUUGAGGCCCCCAUUGAUUUCCGCAAGCUCCCCCCCAACUACCACACCGAGGAGAAGGAGCAGCGCAGGGUGGGGAACGCCACGGUGUACAGCCACCGCGAGAUCAACAAGGUGACGGACAACGAGACGGGCGCGAUGCUGUUCUCCGACAGGACGGUGACCUCCGUCGAGCAAGGGGAGCGGGGCCUGGCGGAGAGAUGGCGGGGAAGCCAGGCAGAGUCUAGCAAGGAAGGAGCAGGUGAUGGGGCAGAAGCAGACCCUGUCCUAGGGAGACACGUCCUGCUGAUCCCCCGCCCCGGGCUGGCCUUCCUCAUCAUCCACUUACGGCGCAGAGCCAGGCCCGGGAAGGCCUCUGACACCAGCUGGCCGGACGGCGCAUCCCUUAGCGACAGGAGGCACAGGCUGCUAGCGAUCCGGGAUGGGCUGAUGGAAGCCCCCCGCCCUCUGAAGAAAGCUCCCCCCAUUACUCAGGCCUGGCACAAAGCUGUAGCACGGAGGCCCCAUUUUUUCUUCUUCUUCAGGAAGCUGUAG